CAAUUAAAUCGCUUUCAUAGGUAUUAUUCUUCGAAUUCUUUUUUUUUAAGCAACGAAAUUUUUAAGGCGUAGUGAAGAUUGUGUAUGAAAUGUGUUAUUUGGCGCAUUUUACUGAAAAUUGAUUUGAUAACAUUGACUUUCUAAUACACUUAUAAUGGAGGAUGAUAUUAACAAACCCUACAAAAUUUGUGACGUGAAUCGUGAAAAGAAAAAAGGAAUCGUUGCGACGUCUUUAGAAGAUUUAAUAAAUAAAGUGCCGGAUAAAUUAGGAUUGCCAGCUGAACACCUAACAGUAGUUUUGGAGUGCGACGGUACUGAAGUAGAUGACGAGGAAUACUUCUCCACAUUGGACCCAGAUACUUCGUUAAUGAUUUUACAUGGUAACGAAAAGUGGGCUCCUAACAUGCCAAAAUGCCAAGUAUCAUUAGAUCAAACAGAUGAUGUGGCGUUUGGAGACAAAGCACAGGUCGCAAACUUGGUUGGUCGUUUGCAACACAACCUGUGUCAUAUCUCUUUACUCGGAGGACAGGAUCUAGAGCUGCUCUCAGACAUGGAUCCGGAUAGCCUGGCUGACAUUGUAACUGACAGGGAUAACAGGAUAAUCUUAGAACAUAUAAAGGAGGCCUCUGGAAGAAUAUUACUAGAGAAGCGUCAAGCUCAAGAUGCCAUGGAACUGUUGAAAUUAUAUCAUCAGAGUGUUUCUAAUGGAGCUGAAGAUGUCUCUCCACCUAGCCAAGAAAGAGUGUAGAACAAACAAUGAACAAUAUCCUACUUAACCCUCAAUAAUUUAUUUCUAGGGAUGGUUACACUCAAAAGUUUACAAAACAUUUUAUUUGGAUGUAUCACUAUUAAGAGUCAUUGUCAAAUACAUUUGGAUAAACUUUACUUCAACUUAAUAUAUAUUCUUUCAAACUAAGUUCUAAGUAUAGGGAUAAAUUUAGCAUUUAAAGAAAUAAAAUAUAAAUACACCAAAUGAAUGAGGCCUUUUUUAAGGAAAUACUGGAUUUGUAUAACCAUUAUUUGAUUGCCAAUACUUGAUACAUUUUUAAAUUUAUAUAUUAUGCUUAUUCAGAUAGAUUUAAUAUAAAUUGUAUAUUGUAGAUUUAAUUAUUAUUGUCAUCUCAUCAGUUUUCAACACAUUUGGCUAGGUGAAGUGGGCAUAGAACCUACUUUCAAUAUACCUAUUAUAUUUCAAUAUAUAUUAUAUUACGAUAAGGUAUGCAAAUAUAUUGUGUUUAAUGUAUAAAAGUAAGGAUCUUAUCUUAUGAAUAUGAGCUAAAGUUAACAUUAUCGUAAAAUGUGAAAUUCUAAAACAAUAAUAAAGGGUUACCACAGCACAAUUUUUCAGCCAAAUCUGGGGCAAAAACCGCACAUUUUCUUUAAUAAAAUAAUUAGUAAGUAAAUUUAAAUGGAUAUUUGUUUGUAAAUUUCAAAUCUCACUUCAAUAUUUUCACUGAGAUAAAUUUUCAUUUUUCAAUUUAAUUUGAAAAACUUCAGUUAAUAGUGGAUUGUUUAAGUCACAAUUAUUAUUUUUGAACCUUUUAAAAUAUUUGUAAUCGCAAAGGAGUUUUUUAUAAUCUUCAUGAUAGAAAGGAGAGAAAGAAAGAAAAGUAAUUUAUCAGACAAUAGAUAUGCUAGAGUCUAAGCUUGCUAUUUAUAGUUUUAAUUUAUUUUAUCAUUUGUAAACUUUUGAGAGUCUUAUUGCUACAAGGUUGAUAAUCAACAUCAAUUUAAAAGACUGAUAGUUGGUAAUUUUUUUUUUUAUAUAGUUUUACCCCUAGAAUAAGAUUAAUUCAUUUAAUUCCAAAUUUGCUCAAACAUUUUACAAGUAUUAAAUAAGUUAACCUAAUUUAAACUCCACUGCCACAAAAAUAUGUAACAUAAACCAGCUGAGCAACAGAACUGCUGAAAGAUAUUGAUCAGGAGUAAAUACAUCAUAUUAUUCAUUUAUUAUUUUGCUUACCUACACUCAAAACAACUUAACGUCAUGAAAGAAUUGAUUUCGAGUAACUGUUUAUGAAGCACGUUUAUGACAUAUUGACUGUGAAAAUUGCACUCCAUUAAAAAUUCUGCACCCGAAAAUCAAGUUGCUAUGCAACUUUAAUGCAAUACAUUUGUAAAGAUAUUUCUAAGUCCAUUUUAAAGCACUUAAGGGCAAUGAGAUGUUAUUACCUCAAGUCCAGAAAAAGUGGCUCAACCUGAUAGUUAAUAAUUUCUAGAAUGCAGGCUUGUAAUUACUGUGGAAUUAGUUUAAUUUAUCAUACAAAAUAUUAUAUGGUAGGAUAAGUAAUAAUUAUAGAUAUAAUAUAUUAACUUUAAGUGAUCUAUUAGUUCUUAGAUGCGUUUUUAUAUGUUGAGGUAAUAAUAUCUCAUUGGUUUAUUGUACUAAGGUAAAUAUACAUGGUAAGUAUAUAUUUCCUUCCAAAUAAAAAUAAAAAAUGUCUGUACCUCCAAUAGGCCCAGAUAAGUGCAACACUCCCCUUUAUCUAAUUCAAGCUAUCCAAAAAGUUUAAAUUUAUGCAAGCAGGCACCAAAUAGAAUUUAGUAUACAAGAUGUCAGGAUUGAUGCUAACAUUGCUAUACCAGAAAGCUGUUAGUUAUGAGUCCUACCUACAUUCUGUUCAAACUCAAAAGGUGCACUAAAGUUAAAUUCACUGUCAUCCCUACAUUUAAAAAAUUCAACUCUCAAAGACAAUAUUAAGCAACUUUGUAAAGUAAUGUGUAUUAAACUUUUCCCAAAGGUUUAGCGAUUGUAGUAAGGAGCCUGGGUAACUUAUUAAUAGUGCACUAUUUUAAUUUAUUCCCAAAAUAGUGGCCACGCAUUAACCUUUAAUAUGAAUAAGUAUUUUAUUAAUUAAAAUUGUCUAAAGUAUCAGGUAUUUGAGAUAUUAACAGCUUAAUAGCUUUAAAUGUUUUGGUAGUGGUAUAUUAUUAAUAAAAUAACUAAAAUUAAACAUACUUUUGACUUUAAAAUAGAUAGUAAGCCUAUAUGUUCCAUAAAUUUUAACAAUACAAUUUCAUUCACAAGAAUUUUUGGGCAGGUAUCUCAUAUUUAUAAAGAUACCCUUUUUUCAAAUACAAAAAGAGACAAUUUUUACAUUUAGUUUUAAAUUUUAGUGUAUUUAAAACUUUUGGUGCAUUCAGCACCAUUUUAACUUUGAUAGUUUAUAUUUCUAAAGCCUGACACUUAAGAUUUUAAUAAUAAAUAAUAUUUGUUUGUAUUGAUAUUAGGUUUUUUUUGUUAGCCGUUAUUAUGAAGAAAAAAAAAUAAAAAAAAUUCAACCCCCUUUAUCCUUUACGUAGGUAUACCUAUAUCCAUUUUGUUAUAUGGAUUUCAUUCCUCAGGAUUCCUUGCAAAACAGACAAAUUAUUUGCAAGAAAUUAAAAAUGCACAUGAGUGUCUGCUGCAAUUUCCCUGUCUUGUCAUGAUUGGAAGGGGGACAAGGUUUUGUAUGCUAUUUCAUCAUUUUGUCAAAUGAUAAAUGUCUGUUACUCAUUUUACACGGUGGGUACAGCUCCAUCCUUGCUGUUAUUUAUUUCCGAACUUUUCACUAUUUGUGAGCAUUGUUACUAGUUUUAACACUAAAUAAUUAGUUAAAUUAUCUUUAAUAAAAAACUAUAUUGGAACUUUUUUGAUGCUAAAAACAGUCCAUGAUAAAAAUUUAAUUCAAUAACAAAUCUGGGUCUAUUCUAUAAUAAACUACAAAUGGAAUUAUAAAAUUGAUUUUAAUCAUUAUAAUAUUAUAGUAUUUAGACAAUGUCCUAUAUAUUUGUAGUCACUUUUUUACACCCAGAUACUGAAGUAUAAUAAAUGUGUGAAUAGUUGUAGAUAAAAUAAACGAAGGCUGUAAUGGAAUUAGACAUUUAGAAAAUACCCCCAGAAUUCUGUAACAAUUCCCAAGCAAGUAUAAACAAGCUUAUGCCUAAUUAUUGUGGAAUUGAAUUUAGAUUGUUUCACUUGUAUUUGUUGUGCACAAAUAAAGCAUUUAGGUAACUUGUCA
Messenger RNA from Pararge aegeria (speckled wood butterfly), 4001 nucleotides. It is a transcript of the gene Drep1, whose product is annotated as DNA fragmentation factor subunit alpha-like. The coding region runs from base 155 to 748 and encodes 197 amino acids. The transcript has 3 exons. The record is from RefSeq and is a predicted model, not a curated record. NCBI's taxonomy places the organism in Eukaryota, Metazoa, Arthropoda, Insecta, Lepidoptera, Nymphalidae. Gene Ontology annotation, biological process: apoptotic process; regulation of apoptotic process.